Desarmillaria tabescens is the source of this 705-nucleotide messenger RNA. RefSeq lists its product as uncharacterized. NCBI's taxonomy places the organism in Eukaryota, Fungi, Basidiomycota, Agaricomycetes, Agaricales, Physalacriaceae. The record is from RefSeq and is a predicted model, not a curated record. The transcript has a single exon. The coding region runs from base 1 to 705 and encodes 234 amino acids.
AUGCAGCCAAUACCGGGAACGGAAUCCAAGGUCAAGCACUUCCUUCGCUUCGAGUUGUUCAUACCACACCUAUUUUAUAACUUGGGUUACGGAAACCGGCCUUACGUUGAUAGUGCUGACAGUGACUGGGGAGUUACUGUCGCCAUCCAAUCGAACGAUACUUUCCAGAGGAGUAAAUGUAAACCGCCCAAUUCACCAACUUCCACUGCAUUUUUUGAGCAAGUAAUAUGCUCUAGUUCAACGAGGCUACCUCCAGUCAUUUGGCUCGAGCUCAUGCGAAUGGCCAAAGAUGACGGCGCUUUCGCUCCGAUCGACAUCGACUCGCUAGAUUCUUUUCCUAUGAAUCUGUGCAGUCGCAUUGUUGGUUGGAUGAUGGACACACGGGAAGAUAAAGACGUAUUUCCACGUGUUUCCUUCGAAAUCGCAGCUCAAGCCUACUUCAUUGACGAGUUAACAGCCAACUUGUUGAACAUGCUUUCUGUGUUUGAUAAAUUGGCCGAUGAAACAUCUUUUUCUCCUGCCUUCAAGUUCGCGCUGGCUUUCAUCCGAUAUCUACUUCAUCGCGUCAAACUGUCUUCUUUUGACCUCUAUACUCAAGAUGCCUAUCGCAGGCACAAUCCGUCCUCUGGAGAUACGUCACAUCAAAGAAUAUUCCUGACAAAGAAACGCCGCCCUUGUGGAUCUCGUGGAACACGUCAGUUAUAG